AUGAGUCCUCGGAGGCAGCGAGCGUCGGUCCCGCUGCUGCUGCUGCUGCCGCUGCUGGGCGGCUGCCUCCUCGUGGCCGCCCGGAGAGACAAGGGGGCGGCAGGCAGCGCGGCCCAGCCGGCCCCGGGUCCCGCGGGCGGCUCCUCUGGCCGCUUCGUCAGCCCCGAGCGGCACGCGUGCAGCUGGCAGCUCCUGCUGCCCGGCCCGGGGCCCGCGGCGGGCAGCGAGCUGGCGCUGCGCUGCCAGGACCCGGACGGGGCGCGCCACCAGUGCGCCUACCGCGGGGAGCCGGAGCGCUGCGCCGCCUACGCCGCCCGCGGCGCGCACUACUGGAAGCAGGUGCUGGGCGGGCUGCGCAAGAAGCGGCGGCCGUGCCAGGACCCCGCUCCCCUCAAGGCUCGCGUGUGCGCGGGCAAGAAGGGCCACGGUGCUGAGCUGCGCCUGGUGCCCCACGCGUCCUCACCCGCGCGCCCCACUGCGGCGGGCUUCCCCCCGGAUCCCAAGCCCCGCGCCAGGAGCCGGGGGCGCCUCCGGGAGCCCGCGCCCGGCCCCUCCGGAGGGGCCCGACUUCCCGCCGGCGCGUCUCCCAGAGGGAAGCCGUCUGAGACCAACGGCGGCAAGAGGAAGGCGGCCUCGGACCCAGACCAGGAGCGACCCCUGGGGACCGGGCCCGAACCCGACGGGCUGGACGAGAACGCGAAGCUCACGGAGACCUACUGUGCUGAGAAGUGGCACUCCCUCUGCAACUUCUUUGUCAAUUUCUGGAAUGGCUGA
Lynx canadensis (Canada lynx) is the source of this 774-nucleotide messenger RNA. RefSeq names its product fibroblast growth factor binding protein 3 (gene FGFBP3). Lineage: Eukaryota; Metazoa; Chordata; Mammalia; Carnivora; Felidae. The coding region runs from base 1 to 774 and encodes 257 amino acids. The transcript has a single exon. The record is from RefSeq and is a predicted model, not a curated record. Gene Ontology annotation, biological process: cell-cell signaling. Gene Ontology annotation, molecular function: growth factor binding.